GAAUAGGAGGACGGUGCUUGUGUUUGAUUAGAAACAAUGAGUAGCGGCAGGAGAUCUGAAUCCAUGGAUCACCGCUGGGUUGUUUUUCAUCUCUGUCUUCUGCUGAUUGUCGGAGAGGAGGCUGGGGCUGAACUGAGGUACUCCAUUCCAGAGGAGGUGAAAGACGGAACUGUAGUGGGGAACAUCGCAAAGGAUCUGGGUCUGGACAAGGGAUCUUUGAUAGAUCGUCGUUUCCGUGUUGUGUCUGGAUCCAAGGAGGAUUUUUUCGAGGUGAACGCGGAUAGUGGCGCGUUGCAGGUUCGUAAAAAAAUCGACAGAGAGGAGCUUUGUCACGGCAGUGGCGCGUGUCUGAUGGAGCUGAAGAUCCUUGUGGAGAACCCUUUAGAAAUGCAUCAUGUUGUUAUAGAAAUCACCGAUGUAAACGAUCACUCCCCGAAUUUCUCUGAAAACGAACAAAUGUUUGAAAUAGGAGAGCAGUCGUCUGUGGGAACCCGGUUUCAGGUGCACGCAGCCCGUGAUCCUGAUGCGGGAGCGAACGCCAUCCGCACGUACACGUUAACUGCAAACGAGCAUUUUGACAUAGAGGUAAGCCAAAUUGAUGAGGACAAAAUACCAUUUUUAGUGUUGAAGAAGUCUUUAGAUAGAGAGGAAAAUAAUAAGCAUUUGUUAUUUUUAACAGCAGUAGACGGAGGUAAACCGCCUAAAUCUGGAAUAUUAAAUGUUUCUGUUAUUGUUCUUGAUAACAAUGAUAAUCGCCCAAAGUUCAUUAAAGAGAUUUACCAAAUUGAAAUACAAGAAAACGCUUCUAUUGGUUCAACUGUUACUAAAUUAAGCGCUUUAGAUCCAGAUGAAGGGACUAACGGGGACAUAGAGUACAGUCUCAGCAAAACAUUGCCACGUAAAGUUUAUAACAUAUUUAAUUUGGAUAGAGUGAGUGGAGAAAUUACACUGAAAGAACAGCUGGAUUAUGAGGAUUCUGAUAUUUACAAACUAGACGUCCAGGCGUCUGACAAAGGACAACCUCCACUGAUAGGCAGGUGUAGACUUGUUUUAAAGAUAAAAGAUGUUAACGAUAACGCCCCAGAUAUAGAAGUUACAUCUUUAUCAAAGACUGUCUCUGAAGAUUCAAAACCCGGCACAGUCAUCUCACUGAUCAGCGUCAGGGAUAAAGACUCAGGGGUAAAUGGGAAAGUGGUGUUACAAAUAAGUAAUGAUGUGCCUUUUGAAUUAAAACCUUCAUAUAAAGAAAAUAUAUAUUCGGUUGUUACCAAGAACAUUUUGGACAGAGAAAUCAAUCCAGAAUAUAAAAUAAUCAUAAAAGCCACAGACUGUGGGGAACCUCCACUAUCUGCUUUGAAAUUGCUAAGUAUUGAGAUUACAGAUGUGAAUGACAACAGUCCGUGUUUUCCGCAAAACCCUUUACACGUUUAUCUGGUGGAGAAUAAUGUCCCAGGAGCAUCAGUAUUUUCUGUUAGCGCCACGGACAAAGAUGUGAAUGAAAAUGCAGCAAUUUCAUAUCACUUAGUCAGAGAGAAUGACGUCACAGCAUUACUAAACAUCAAUUCUGAUAAUGGCCAAAUAUUUGCGAUGAAAAGUUUUGACUUUGAGAGUCUGAAAACUUUCCAGUUCCAAGUUGUGAAUGAACACGUUCACUGUGACGUUGCUGCUCAGAGACGGAGCUCCAGAAUCUGUGGCUACAACUUGGAACUGGAAAGUUUUCAGACUCUCAAAGUCAAAACUUUUCAGCGCGGUUAUCUGUCCAGUGUCAGCGUUUAUAUUUAA
Molecule: messenger RNA, 1782 nt
Organism: Nematolebias whitei (Rio pearlfish)
Lineage: Eukaryota; Metazoa; Chordata; Actinopteri; Cyprinodontiformes; Rivulidae
Product: protocadherin alpha-8
Biological process (GO): homophilic cell-cell adhesion
Cellular component (GO): plasma membrane
Molecular function (GO): calcium ion binding
Source: RefSeq, a predicted model, not a curated record